UUUCAUUUGUUAAUUACAUUAUUAAUUUAAAAAUAUUAAACAAUUUAUACAUUAUUUGCAUGUACUUAUUGUUUAAAGCAAUUUUGUUUUUAAUUCCUUUUGUAAGGUAAUCGAGUUGCUUUUGUUUAAAAAAAUAUCGAAUCGAAAUUGGUUAUUAAAUAUUAAAAAACACUCAAAUCCAGCAGGCUGAGUUGCGGGAAACGUCGGUUGCGAUCAACAACAUGGUUUUGUUUUGUACCUUAUACGAAUAAGUCAGUUUUUGGCUGUUUUUUUGGAAUUUUUUCCUGAUAAACUUUUCACGAGACUGAGUUUUCGUGAGAAGAGGCCUAUUUUACACAGGAACGGGAAUUUUGAACGCUAUUGGGACGAACAAUUUGAACGAUGGGUACAAACACUAAAGAAGCCUUUCCCGAAUCAAAAGAGUUUUUAGACAGGACCGAGGAACUGGGCAACUUGUCAGGUACUAUUUUCGAAGAGAACGGGAAAAUAUGCAAUGCUGAUCCGUUGGAAGAUGCUCUAUUGGCUGAUCCAGACUGUUGUGGAUUGUGUGGUAACCCUUUGGUGGUGCCUCGCAUGCUGUUCUGCCUCCAUGUGUUCUGUGAGGGAUGCAUCGAUAAGAAAUUUGUUGGUGAAGGUGGUGAUGCCGGCACAGCAGACACAUCAAUCACUUGUCCAACUUGCAGCUAUGUUUCCAAGGUUGGCGUCAAGAAAAUGGCCGCAUUGCCAUUAGACGUGACCAAGACGAACAUUUCAGACGUAUCGAACGUGCCGAGCCUCUAUUGCACCUCGUGCACCGCCAAAGAAGUGGCCACGUCACGUUGCAGCACCUGCCACAACCUGCUCUGCAACAACUGCGAGUCCGCCCACCAUUACAUGCGCUGCUUCGAAACCCACGAGGUAGUCGCGUUGGAGGAUAUGCGCAAAGACGGUAUCAAAAUCACCGUCCACAAACCACUUAUUUGCGACAUCCAUCCGGGCGAGAACGUGAUCUUCUACUGCACGAGCUGUCGCGUGACUGCAUGCGCCGAGUGCUCCAAGACUGAGCACCAGAAUCAUCCCUGCGAGGGCAUCCUCGACUCGGAGGUUAGAGUGCGCCAAGAGAUGGAGUCGCUCCUUAGCAAGAGCAAGGACACGAUCGAGGCUCUGAUGAAAUCGUCGAGUGGCCUGAACAACAGCCUGGAGGAGCUGGCUCACCAACGCACCACCGCCAAAGAUCUGAUCAACGAGACCUAUCAGAGUUACAAGGCCAUUUUGGAGAAGAGCCGUGACGACGCGCUGGAGGAACUCAACAAACUGUACAGGGAACGUGAAUUGAAGAUCAUGAAGGAUAACGACGAGGUCGGACGCACCAUCGACAAUUUCGAGGACGCUUGUAAAUACACCGCUCGUCUCCUUGAAACUGGCACUGUGCCUGAAAUGAUGUAUUUGCGUAAAACGGUCUCCUCCAGACUGUCCAUGUUGAAUGGCAGUCGCCCCAAGAUUGAGACCACGUUUAACAUUGAAUUCCGUUCUGACUUUGAGGUCUUCGAGAACAUGGUGAAGGAACACUUCGGCAAGUUUACCACCGAGGCUGAGCUGCAGCCUGCUUAUCCGCCUAUCAGUUCCAACGUACCGGACAUUGCUCCCAUCGCCAUCAACGGUAACGGAACCAGUGCAAUAGUGAAUGGCUUGACAAACGGCUGCGGUGCCGCCGCCUCAGUGACAACGAGCAGUCCCAUCUCGCUGCCCGCCUCCAUGCAGUCGUCCUUCGAGGGCGAUUUGACGAACAACAUGCAAAACUUCGCAAUCAGCUCGGCCCAGAGUCCGCCGCUGCCGCCCCAAGUAGCCGCCGGUUCGUUGCAAGGUUUUAACACCAUCGCAGAGUACAAUUUGGCGCAGUUGGCUUCGCUGGCCGAGACAUCGCCGACGGCGGCCACGUCCCCAACUCAGCAAUUCACCAUAGCUGAUCUGCUCACCAAUGACACAGCCUGCAGGAAUCUGGCUUCGCUGGCCAAACUUGGACUCGGUGACAACAUCCCCAACGGUGGCAUGCUGGUCAGAUCGACGUCAACCGCCUCCCUGAACAUGACCUCGAACAACUUGAUCAACGGCUUCGGAGGCGUCUCCUCGUCCACAUCGCCGCUACUCUCCACUCCCGACGACAUAAUUCCCGAUCCUCUCAACACUAUUCUCCCUGCUACAGGCACCAACUCGGCGGCGAGCACCAUCACGCGCAGCAACAAGGUCAGCCCAAUGCAGAUCCGCUGCAAGUUCGGGCAACUCGGCCCCAGCAAGAGUCAGUUCAACUCGCCGCACGGUUUCUGCCUGGGACUGGAGGAGGACAUCAUCGUCGCCGACACCAACAACCAUCGCAUCCAGGUGUUCGAGAAGACCGGUUCGUUCAAGUUCCAGUUCGGCAUACCGGGCAAGGACGAGGGGCAGCUGUGGUAUCCACGCAAGGUGGCGGUUAUGCGUCCGUCGGGCAAGUACGUGGUCUGUGACCGUGGCAACGAGCGCUCCCGCAUGCAGAUUUUCACCAAGAACGGGCACUUCGUCAAGAAGAUCGCCAUCCGCUACAUCGACAUCGUCGCCGGGCUCGCCGUGUCCAGUCACGGUGAAAUAGUGGCGGUCGACAGCGUCAGUCCGACCGUCUUCAUCAUCGGGGAGAGCGGCGACCUCCUGCGCUGGUUCGAUUGCAGCGACUACAUGCGCGAGCCCUCCGACAUCGCCAUUCAUGGAAAGGAGUUUUACGUGUGCGACUUCAAGGGCCACAACGUGGUGGUGUUCAGCGAGGAGGGUCACUUUUUGCGUCGCAUAGGCUGCGAGAAUCUCACCAAUUUUCCGAAUGGCAUCGAUAUUUCCGACGCCGGCGACGUCUUGAUCGGCGACUCGCACGGCAAUCGGUUCCACGUCGCCGUCUUCUCACGUGACGGAUCUCUUAUAUCAGAGUUUGAGUGUCCGUACGUAAAGGUUUCCAGAUGCUGCGGCUUGAAGAUCACCUCCGAGGGUUACGUCGUCACGCUGGCCAAGAACAACCACCAUGUUCUAGUGUUGAAUACCCUGUAUAUCCUGUAAACCCCUGAGCAAAUGUUGAGAUCUCCAAGCUGUUUGAUCGUUGUUAUUGAAUCCUCAGCAAGUUAUGUGUUACCCGCCUCUUUCAAUAAGCAGUCGUGCUGUGGCAUUUAAAACAUGUUUUUGAUAGAAAUAUUUUUGAUGUGAACGUUGAUGCAGAAUGCGGCCCCCGAAGAAAAAAAUAUGGAGAAGAUGCCGGACUGAUUGACCGCAGUCGAGUCUGUCGCAUUUAUUUAUUUACAUUUGACGGUGGGCAAGUUACACGUCUCGCCACAUUCUGCAACAAGCGUAAUAAAUCUUCUGUAAUACAAUCAAUCACUACUACUUAUAUAUAUUAUAUAUUAUAUGAUAAUAUUAAUAAUCGUCUGGUUAACUCCAGCCUAUAUGUACCUUUAAGUAGCACUCUUGUUCUCUGCUUAACCUCUGAAGGAUUUUUGAAAAAUUCCCCGUGACCUUUUUUAUCUCCCAAAUUUGCUUUUGGCUAUUUAUUUAUCUACAAUCGAUAUAUUAAUUGAAUAUAAACAUAUACAUAGUUUAUGAUAAUUAUAUAUGUAUUAUUAAUUAUACUUAUAUACCCGGUGAUGUACUCGAAUUUUGGAAUUUACAACAACAAAAAAAUGCUGAUCCUGUUUGCUGACAUGUUUUUGUAAAGAAAACAGGAGCAGAAUAAUUCUUAUCCUAUAUUAUUGUAUUGCCUUAUGUUUUACAUAUGUAUAUGGUUAUUCAGGGUUACAAGAGCCAACUGAGCUCGUGUAUUUUUGGAACUGUUUUUUAUUUAAAUUGUACUGAGGUUGUUUUUAAUUUGUAAGUUAUAUUAUUGGUUUUUUGAAUAAAUAAGUAAAAAAUGUAA
Molecule: messenger RNA, 3901 nt
Organism: Aethina tumida (small hive beetle)
Lineage: Eukaryota; Metazoa; Arthropoda; Insecta; Coleoptera; Nitidulidae
Product: tripartite motif-containing protein 2
Exons: 11
Coding region: 382-3054 (890 amino acids)
Biological process (GO): positive regulation of DNA-templated transcription
Cellular component (GO): nucleoplasm; chromatin
Molecular function (GO): ubiquitin-protein transferase activity; zinc ion binding; protein binding
Source: RefSeq, a predicted model, not a curated record